This is a messenger RNA of Beauveria bassiana ARSEF 2860, 357 nucleotides long. RefSeq lists its product as uncharacterized. The record is from RefSeq and is a predicted model, not a curated record. The transcript is spliced from 2 exons. NCBI's taxonomy places the organism in Eukaryota, Fungi, Ascomycota, Sordariomycetes, Hypocreales, Cordycipitaceae. The coding region runs from base 1 to 357 and encodes 118 amino acids.
AUGGUUGUACUGGGCUUCAUUGCGAACCGCUGGCCGGGCAAGAUUGGCUCCGUGGCCGGUGCCAUGAUGGGUGUCGCCGCCGCCAUACUGAACGACAGCUGGCUAGUAGCCUCGACCACAAACUGCGCCGCCGGCUUCCAGGCGCUGCCGCCCGCGCGCGCUCUUUUGCACGACAUGGUGUCCCUGGCCAUCUGCCUCGGCGGUCUCAUUCUUAUUAUCUUUACCGGCGCGCGGUCCGUCAACAAGGACGACGACUACGAGUUUCAGCGACUGCUCGACGACGAGCAGUUUGGCGAGGCGUACACGCUGCGACGGUUGAUGAGUGCGGCUCACUGGUUCUUGGUGGGGGUCAUGUAA